This is a messenger RNA of Ramularia collo-cygni, 4653 nucleotides long. RefSeq names its product probable multidrug resistance-associated protein/mitoxantrone resistance protein, ABC superfamily. Gene Ontology annotation, cellular component: membrane. The transcript is spliced from 2 exons. Gene Ontology annotation, molecular function: ATP hydrolysis activity; ABC-type transporter activity; ATP binding. The record is from RefSeq and is a predicted model, not a curated record. The coding region runs from base 1 to 4653 and encodes 1550 amino acids. Lineage: Eukaryota; Fungi; Ascomycota; Dothideomycetes; Mycosphaerellales; Mycosphaerellaceae. Gene Ontology annotation, biological process: transmembrane transport.
AUGGCGGAAUCGAAUACGCUGUCACAAGGCGUACAAGGCGUUCUGCAACUCCCGAUCCAGUCGCCGAACCUCGCCCUCUUUCCCACCUACCUCUCCGGCUUCGCGAGCGACAGACAUCGGCUAUGCGGUAAUGCAGAGGKCUGGGGACCUCUGAGUCCAUGGCGAUACGAUUUCACGCCCUGUUUCCUCGACAUAUGGGUCGUGGUGGUUUCCGUCUGGGGUAUUCUAGGAGGGCUUGGUGCAAUAUGGUGGCUCUACAGGAAGACUUCGUCACAACCUGUACCUAAGAACUGGCAUUUCUACACAAAGAUCUCCGUCAUUGGACUCCUUGCAGCUUCGACGCUUGCCCAGGCGGGAUUACAAAUUGAUCGUUUCUCUGGCUUCUGGUAUAGGGAUUUCCGAUUUUGGACCACGGUGUUGAAUGUUGUCAGCUUCGUGGUGAUUGGAUUCGUACAAUGGAAGGAACACUCUCGGAUGCGACAUCCCCACGCCGUCGUGCUGUUCUACUGGCUUUUCCUCUUGAUUGCGUACGCUGUCAAGUUGCGCAGUCUGGUUUCGCAAGAGAUGUUCAGAUGGCAUGUCGCAUACUUCAGUAUCUUCACUGCGAACGUGGGACUGGCUGCAUUGGAAUUGAUAUUGGAGUGGCUUGUGCCGAAGAAGGUGUCUUUGUACGAUGCCUUGGGCGACGAUGAUGAAUGCCCGCUUGAGUAUGCCAACAUAUUCUCCAAGCUCACCUUCUCAUGGAUGACUCCCAUGAUGAAAUUCGGAUACAGAGAAUUCUUGACCCAGGACGACUUGUGGAAUCUCGCCAAGCGUGAUACGACCAGGACUACCGCUGGGGAUUUCGAGGCGGCGUGGGAACGUGAACUCGAGAGGAAGAAGAAGCCAAGCUUGUGGAUUGCAAUGUUCAGCGCGUUCGGUGGGCCAUACUUCAGCGGAGCUGUCAUCAAAACACUGUCAGAUUGUCUGCAAUUCAUUCAACCACAGCUGCUUCGUUAUCUCAUCGCUUUCGUGCGCUCUUACGGUCCUGGAAAUGUCCCGGAGCCGCCCAUCAAAGGAGCUGCGAUUGCACUCGCCAUGUUUGUAACCUCCGUUGCUCAAACCGCCGCGCUGCAUCAAUACUUCCAGCGCUCGUUUGAAGUUGGAAUGCGAGUCAAAGCUGCGUUGACAGCGACCAUUUACUCAAAGAGUAUGCGUCUGAGUAACGAGGGUCGAGCAUCUAAGAGUACUGGCGACAUCGUCAACUACAUGGCUGUCGAUACACAAAGGCUUCAGGAUCUCGCACAGUACGGCCAGCAACUUUGGUCCGCUCCGCUGCAAAUCACGCUGUGUAUGAUCUCGCUUUAUCAAUUGGUUGGUGUCAGCAUGUUCGCCGGAGUUGGUGUCAUGUUAAUUAUGAUUCCAAUCAACGGGUUCAUUGCGAGGAUUUCUAAGAAACUUCAAAAGAGGCAGAUGAAGAACAAAGAUGCUCGUACCCGCCUCAUGACAGAGAUUCUCAACAACAUGAAGUCCAUCAAGUUGUACGCCUGGUCUCAGGCUUUUGCAAAGAAGCUUAACGUCAUCCGAAACGACCAGGAACUUCAUACACUCCGCAAGAUUGGUGCUGUCACGGCAGUCUCUACAUUCACCUGGAACACCACCCCAUUUCUCGUCUCUUGCUCAACUUUCGCGGUGUUCGUUGCCACCAACGAAAAGACCUUGUCUACAGACAUUGUCUUUCCUGCGCUCACUUUGUUCAAUAUGCUCGGAUUUCCACUUGCUAUCCUCCCAAUGGUCAUCACUGCCAUCAUUGAGGCCAGUGUUGCCGUGGGCCGUCUGACAGACUUCUUCACAGCACCGGAGCUUCAAGAAGACGCUGUUCUGCGCGGAGACAGCGUUGAGGCUGGAGAGGAGUCAAUCAGGAUUCGAGAUGCAACAUUCACCUGGAAUCAAGAGGACGAACGAAAUGUCCUGCGGGACAUCAACUUCAGCGCCCACAAGGGCGAGCUAUCUUGCGUUGUGGGUCGCGUCGGGGCCGGCAAAUCGAGCCUUCUUCAGACAAUGCUGGGUGACCUUUACAAGCUCAGAGGCGAGGUCGUAGUUCGAGGUACUGUGGCAUACGUCGCACAAAGCCCUUGGGUGAUGAACGCGUCUGUGCGGGAGAACAUUGUGUUCGGCCACCGCUGGGAUCCCGCUUUCUACGAACGCACGAUCCACGGAUGUGCGCUCACUGAAGACUUUGCUAGCCUGCCCGAUGGUGAUCAGACAGAGGUGGGUGAGCGUGGUAUCUCUUUGUCUGGUGGUCAAAAGGCUCGCCUAACGCUAGCUCGUGCGGUGUACGCCCGCGCCGACAUCUACCUAUUGGAUGAUGUCUUGAGUGCAGUGGACCAGCAUGUCGGUAGACACAUCAUUGAUAACGUGCUCGGGCCCAAGGGUCUAUUGGCCAGCAAGACGCGUGUCUUGGCUACAAACUCGAUCCCUAUUCUUCUGGAAGCGCACUUCAUUGCGCUACUGAGAGACAACAAGAUCAUAGAAAGGGGCACUUACGAGCAGCUCAUGGCCAUGAAAGGUGAGAUCGCGCAGCUGAUUAAGACUGCAAGCAACGAGGAGUCAGCGGAUACCAGCAAAGACGUGCCCGACAGUCCGUACUCGGAAAGCACAGCAUUUGCACCAGACAGCCCCGAGGAUGAGGAUGAGGAGGAUGAGGCUGGCGACGAGCUUGCGGUAAUGGCACCCAUCCGUCCAGGUGGAGGCGCACCGGCGCGCAAGUCGAGCAACAUGACUCUCCGGAGAGCCAGCACAGCCUCGUUCCGGGGACCGCGAGGCAAAAUGACCGACGAAGAAGAGAACAAGACCAACAUGAAGUCCAGCCAGAAGAAGGAGUUCUCCGAGCAGGGCAAAGUCAAAUGGGACGUCUACAAGGAAUAUGCCAGCACGUCCAACCUUCUUGCCGUCGCAAUUUAUCUGGUCACUUUGAUCGGCGCCAAAACCGCUGAAAUUGGGGGCUCCGUCUGGCUCAAGAAUUGGUCCGAGACCAACGAUCUCGCCGGAGGCAAUCCUCAUGUGGUCCGCUACAUCUUGAUUUACUUUGCUUUCGGCAUUGGGUCAGCUUUCCUGGUCGUUGUCCAGACUCUCAUUCUGUGGAUUUUCUGCAGCAUCGAAGCAAGUCGCAAAUUGCAUGAGCGUAUGGCCCAUGCAAUCUUCCGAAGCCCUAUGAGCUUCUUUGAGACAACGCCCACGGGACGCAUUUUGAACCGGUUCUCCAGUGAUAUUUACAGAAUCGACGAAGUGCUAGCGCGGACCUUCAACAUGCUGUUCGUCAAUGCAGCAAAGGCCAUGUUCACGCUGGUUGUCAUUUCGGCUGGGACUCCCAUCUUCGUCGCGUUGAUCGUUCCACUCGGUGCGCUUUACCUGUACAUUCAGCGGUACUAUUUGAGAACCUCACGCGAGCUGAAGCGUCUCGWCAGUAUCAGCCGAAGUCCCAUUUAUGCACACUUCCAAGAAUCGCUCAGCGGAAUCAGCACAAUUCGUGCUUACCGCCAGACCAAACGGUUCGCCAUGGAGAGUGAAUGGCGUGUCGAUGCUAAUCUUCGUGCCUUCUUUCCUUCAAUCAGCGCAAACAGAUGGCUGGCCGUUCGCCUAGAAUUCAUUGGCUCUAUCAUUAUUUUCGCUGCAGCUGGUUUUGCGAUCAUUGCCGUCACAACAGGAAGUAAGCUGUCGUCAGGAAUGAUCGGUCUCGCAAUGAGCUAUGCAUUGCAGAUCACACAGUCACUGAACUGGAUCGUCCGGCAAACGGUGGAAGUCGAAACAAACAUUGUGUCGGUGGAGCGUGUUCUUGAGUAUGCUCGUCUACCGAGUGAAGCACCGGAGGUGAUUUCCAAGAAUAGGCCACCAAACAGCUGGCCCUCCAAGGGCGCGGUGUCGUUCAACAACUACAGCACACGAUAUCGUCCAGGUCUUGACUUGGUGUUGAAGAACAUCAACCUCAGCAUCAAGUCGCAUGAGAAGAUUGGAGUCGUUGGCCGCACCGGAGCCGGAAAGAGCUCCCUCACACUGGCCCUGUAUCGAAUCAUUGAGGCGGCUGGAGGCGACAUUUCAAUCGACAACCUCAACACGGGCACGAUCGGACUCCUCGACCUUCGUGGACGGUUGGCUAUCAUUCCUCAAGACGCAGCUCUCUUUGAGGGCAGUGUCAGAGACAAUCUGGACCCAGGCCACAUCCACGAUGACACGGAACUGUGGAGUGUGUUGGAUCACGCUCGACUCCGUGACCACGUAGCUGCAAUGAACGGCCAGCUGGAAGCUCAAAUCCAUGAAGGAGGUUCGAACCUGAGCCAGGGGCAACGGCAGCUUGUUUCGCUCGCGCGGGCCCUGUUGACUCCCAGCAAUAUCCUUGUGUUGGACGAAGCCACCGCUGCCGUUGAUGUAGAAACAGAUGCCAUGCUCCAAACCACCCUACGUAGCAACAUGUUCAAGGAUCGCACGAUCAUCACCAUUGCGCAUCGCAUCAACACCAUCCUCGACAGUGAUCGCAUUGUGGUAUUGGACCAUGGUACUAUCAAGGAAUUUGACACGCCUGCGAACUUGAUCAAAAGCAAGGGACUGUUUUAUGAACUUGUCAAGGAGUCGGGAUUGCUCGGCUCUAGUGUGGAUAGCUCUGGUGCCAUCUUGUAG